Molecule: messenger RNA, 2618 nt
Organism: Chironomus riparius
Lineage: Eukaryota; Metazoa; Arthropoda; Insecta; Diptera; Chironomidae
Source: the annotation of a GenBank genome assembly
GUGCUGCAUACUAUGGACUAGACUUUAGAUAUACUUUUUUAUUAUUUUCACUCUCAGUACAGUAAGUCUGAUAAUACACAAUGGAAAAAGAUUAGUUAAUUUUAUUUUUUCGAGGCUUGAAACUAUAGCAGAUAAAACAUUUGGUGUUUCUCAAGAUACCUGAAUUUAAUUUGUCGUCAAUUUUCAAUAAGUUCUCAUUUUACUGUCGUGUAAAAAGGAUUCUCAACAUAAUUAUAAAUUAGAAAAAAUUUUAGUGCCUGAAAAAUGCAGCGAUGGUGGUAUACAGAAGAUAAAUCGAACGUGAAAGACAAGGUUCAUAGAGAAAAGCGAAUUAAUGGCCGAAAAGAAGAUUCAGGCUUUAAAGAGUGGACAUUUAAGGUGUUCCUCAAUUCGGAAUUAAAUUUGCAUGAAAAAGUUGCUGUAACUGGAAAUUGCGACGAAUUGGGCAAUUGGGAUCCAGAUAAUUGCGUCCUAUUGAGCCAUGAUGGAAGUAACAUAUGGACCUUGAAACUGAAUGUUCCUAGCAAAAUUGACAUUAAUUAUCGAUACUUCAUCGCUUCCAUUGACCCCUCUAAUAAUUCUGACGUGCACGUGAGGAAAUGGGAGACUCAUUUAAAACCGAGAUGCAUUCCAGCUGACGAAAUGAUGACAUCAGACAAUAAUCUUGAAACCUUUGGAGUAGUCGAAGGUGUUGAGAAAGUCGAUAAAGGAUGGUUGACUAAUGAAACAAUUCUGCAAUUCAAGUUCUACAAUAAUCCAUUCAUGCUUAAAGAUCGAAUCAAAAAUCGCAUAUUGUAUGUGAAAAUGACUCCAAUGAAUUUGCGCAUUAAUGCCGAAUCAUCUAAUUUACAUGCAAUUAUGGACGAAUCACUAUCCAAUGAUACGCGCGAAAACAAUACUGAUACGCCGGCUUAUGCAUUUACUGAAGUUUCUACAGGAAAUGGCGAAGAGUAUUUGUAUACUAAACAAGAGCAGUUUGGCCGUGCAUAUAAUAAUGAUGACGUACUAACUUUUCACGUUACUGUAACUGAGCCUGAAAAUAUUGCAUAUUUAAUUGACUUAUACACUUAUAGCAGAAAAUCCAUUAUGGAUCAUGAUCCACCGUAUCAUUUGGGUUAUCAUUAUUUAUUACCAAACAUGUUGAGAAAAUCUGAAGGAUGUUUGGAACUACCAAUUACUUGUUCAUCAAAGCAUCGUCCACUGGGUAUGAUGAAAGUGGGAUAUGUCAAAAUUACACCAAUUAAUGAUCCCAAAUUCGAUUUAUCGAUUACUUAUGAACGGCACUGGAAUGAAAAGCAUAAGGGAUUAGAUGUAGGACAUCGUGGUGCAGGAACAUCAUUCAAAGCUUCAAGUGGAAAUACAAUUCGUGAAAAUACAAUAGCAUCAUUGAAGAAAGCAGCAUCUUCUGGUGCAAAGUUUGUUGAAUUUGAUGUCCAGCUAUCUAAGGAUUUAACUCCUGUAAUUUAUCACGAUUUCCAUGUUUAUGUUUCUUUGAAGAAGAAGGGAACAUUUGAUGCAAGUGACAUGCUUGAAUUGCCAAUGAAAGAAUUGACUCUUGAACAAUUAAAGAAUUUAAAAGUUUAUCAUACAGUUGAAGCCAGAAGUAAAGAACCAAAGUUUUUCGACGAGGAAUUAGCUGAACAUCAACCUUUUCCAGAGCUUUCAGAGGCUUUUGAUAUGAUUGAUGAGGAUGUUGGAUUUAACAUUGAGAUUAAAUCUGCACAAGAGCUUGAGGAUGGAACCUCAGAGUCUACUUCAUCUUCAAUUGAUAAGAAUUUAUACGUCGAUUGCAUUUUGGAAGUUGUGCUUGCAAAAGCCAAAAAUAGACGAAUUGUUUUUUCAAGUUUUGAUCCUGACAUUUGUAUUAUGCUCAGAAAUAAGCAAAACGUUUUUCCCACAAUGUUCCUUACUCUUGGAAAGACAACACGCUAUAAGCAAUAUCGUUAUCCAUUGUGUAAUACAAUUCAAAAUGCCGUUAAAUUUUCUGUCGCUAAUGAGUUGCUAGGCAUUGUUGCUCACAGUGAAGAUCUUCUCAGGGAUAUUAGUCAAGUGAACUUAGUGAAGGAUCAUGGUCUUGCCAUAUUUUGUUGGGGAGAUGACAAUAAUUGCAAGGAUAACAUUAAAUUUUUAAAAGACAAAGGCUUACAUGCUAUUAUCUACGAUAAGGUUGAUGUUCUCAUUGAUAAGGAGGUUUAUUAUGUUGGAACGGAAAGCAAGAGAGAAUCAGAAAUCUUAGAACAAAUAAUCAUCGAGCAUCAAUUCUUACCGAGUUCAUCAGUUAAGCAAGCAGGUUAAAUUGCAAAUGAUGAUAUUAUAAAAAAAAAAACUUAGCUUUAAAUUAUAUUUACACAACAUUAUUCACUUUACUAUACAUACAUUGAAUAUUUGUCAUGUUUUUUUUUGUGUUUGUUUUUUUGUUAACUUUAAAAUCCCAUAAUUUUUGAGCUUUUUGCCAAAGUUCUUCCAAGAUAAUGCAAAAGAUUUUAAUGAAUAAUAUGAAGCAAAAUACAUUAUUCUCUAUGAUUCAAGCUUGUAGGCUACACAGUAAAUAAAAUUUUAAACAAAAAAACAUUAUUUGUGUGUCAUUUACUCUUCCUUACAGCUUUAUACUCAACUAA